CAAUCGCAGACAACAAACACACUGUGAGUGCUCGCAAGAGCCCAACAACCACACCUCUUUUCGUGACUACCACAUACACACCUUUCCCACUACUACACCUUUCACCACACUAAAGCAAUCAUGGCUUCGAACAUGAGCUUCACAGACCGGGCAACCCAAGCCCUGUCUGACGCACAAGAUCUGGCACAACAGUACCAACACUCGCAGCUACUGCCCCUCCACCUCGCAGUAGCAUUGAUCGACCCACAACCAGAUCAGUCCAAGGAUCAGCAGACCAACCAUGCACACGCUUCACAUGCUGCUACUUCGGCGCCGAUGUUCAAGCAGGUCAUCGAGCGUGCACAUGGAGACCCACAACAAGCCGAGCGAGCACUCAAGAGGGCGCUCGUGCGGAUACCAUCUCAAGACCCUCCGCCUGACAGUGUUUCCGUAGCCCCAGCAUUCUCAAAGGUGCUCCGGAGCGCAAACGAGCUGUCCAAGACGCAGAAAGAUUCGUAUAUCGCAAUCGACCACCUGAUACAAUGCCUAGUGCAAGACAGCACCAUACAGAAGUGCCUGCAGGAGGCAAAUAUCCCCAAUUCCAAGUUGAUCGACCAAGCGGUACAACAAAUCCGAGGUACCAAGCGAGUGGACAGCAAGACAGCCGACGCUGAAGAGGAGAACGAGAAUCUUAAGAAGUUCACAAUCGACAUGACGGCAAUGGCAAGAGAAGGCAAGAUCGACCCUGUCAUCGGUCGUGAAGAGGAGAUCAGGCGAGUUAUUCGAAUCCUUUCCAGGCGAACCAAGAACAACCCAGUCUUGAUUGGUGAGCCUGGUGUCGGUAAAACGACAGUCGUCGAAGGUCUGGCACGCCGGAUUGUAGACGCAGAUGUACCGGCAGGACUUGCAGCUUGCAAGCUCCUCUCGCUCGAUGUUGGCGCGCUGGUCGCUGGUUCAAAGUAUCGAGGAGAAUUUGAAGAACGCAUGAAGGGCGUUUUGAAAGAGAUCGAAGACAGCAAAGAGAUGAUUGUACUCUUCGUCGACGAAAUUCACUUGCUCAUGGGCGCUGGUAGCUCUGGCGAAGGGGGCAUGGACGCAGCGAACUUGCUGAAGCCCAUGCUUGCCCGUGGUCAGCUGCACUGUAUUGGUGCAACAACCCUUUCAGAGUACCGCAAAUACAUCGAGAAGGAUCAGGCGUUCGAGCGUCGUUUUCAGCAGGUAUUGGUCAAGGAACCAACCAUCGCCGAAACCAUCUCCAUCUUGCGUGGCCUGAAGGAGAAGUACGAAGUUCACCAUGGUGUCACCAUUCAAGACGGCGCUAUCGUCUCUGCGGCCACGCUUGCUGCCAGAUACCUCACACAACGCAGAUUGCCUGACUCAGCUGUGGAUCUUGUCGACGAAGCUGCAGCAGCGGUACGUGUUGCUCGUGAAUCCCAGCCAGAAGUUCUCGACAACAUGGAGCGCAAGUUGCGACAACUUGAGAUCGAAAUUCACGCUCUUGAUCGCGAAAAGGACGAAGCAUCUCAGGCGCGAUUGAGAGAAGCACGAGCUGAAAAGGCUAAUAUCGAAGAGGAGUUGCGACCGCUCCGAGAGAGUUAUGAAGCCGAGAAACAACGAUCGAAGGAGAUCCAAGAACAAAAGAUCAAGCUUGAUCAGCUUCGCAACAAACAAGAGGAGGCUGAGCGUACAAGAGAUUUGCAGACUGCUUCUGAUCUCAAGUACUACGCCAUCCCUGACACGGAGCGCCGCAUCAAGGAGUUGGAGCAGCAGAAAAAGACGGCCGAGGAUGAAGAAGCUGCUCGUCGCGGUGCUGGCAGUGAGCACAACGCUUUAGUCGCGGAUGCUGUCGGCCCAGACCAGAUUAAUGAGAUCGUCGCGCGCUGGACUGGCAUUCCUGUGACGAGACUGAAGACCACUGAGAAGGAGAAGCUUCUGCACAUGGAAAAGGUCCUUUCUGCUCAAGUUGUCGGCCAGAAGGAAGCUGUCACAUCUGUCGCAAAUGCGAUUCGAUUACAGCGAUCUGGACUUGCCAACCCAGGUCAGCCGCCGUCAUUCCUCUUCUGCGGCCCUUCUGGUACGGGUAAGACACUUCUUACCAAGGCACUUGCCGAGUUCCUUUUCGACGAUCCCAAGGCAAUGAUCCGGUUCGACAUGUCUGAAUAUCAGGAGCGACACUCUCUAUCACGAAUGAUUGGUGCUCCACCCGGAUAUGUUGGACACGAUGCAGGUGGCCAGUUGACUGAAGCACUUAGGAGGAGACCUUUCAGCAUCCUUCUGUUUGACGAAGUCGAGAAGGCAGCCAAAGAGGUCCUCACGGUACUCCUGCAACUCAUGGACGACGGACGAAUCACCGACGGCCAAGGACGUAUCAUCGACGCGAAGAACUGUAUCGUCGUGAUGACAUCGAACUUGGGCGCAGAGUACCUUGCGCGACCGAAUGCUGCCGAUGGCAGAAUUGAUCCGACAACCAAGGAGCUUGUGAUGCAGGCUUUGCGAAACUACUUCCUGCCUGAGUUCCUGAACCGUAUCUCUAGCAUCGUCAUUUUCAACCGACUGCGAGGACCUAUCAUCUCCAUCGAUCUGUCGAAUGAAGUCAAGGACUAUCUGGGCGCAGCUGGAUACUCACCUGCCUACGGUGCUCGUCCUUUGGCACGACUCAUCGAGAAGGAAGUGCUCAAUCGCAUGGCCGUUCUCAUCCUCAGAGGGUCAAUCAGAGAUGGCGAGACGGCUCGUGUGGAGCUCGAAGAUGGCCACAUUGUCGUUCUACCAAACCAUGGCGAGAGCGACAUGUCGGAUGCGGAUGAUGCAGAAAUGUUUGACGAGGAAGAUGCGAUGGAAGAAUUGAAUGGUGAUGGGGGAGAUAUGGAUCUCUACGAAGAGUAAAUGCAUCGCAUCGCAUUGAGAAGGGGUCACAGGGUUAAAAGGACCAACUGCACAGCGUUGAAGCGAAGGAAAAGAAGUUUUGGACAUGGGUAUGAUUGCAGGAAUUGAUGCAUUGUAGCUCUAGGCAUAGUGACCUCGAUGAGCAAUGAAAUUCUUUUAUAAACACU
Molecule: messenger RNA, 3029 nt
Organism: Pseudocercospora fijiensis CIRAD86
Lineage: Eukaryota; Fungi; Ascomycota; Dothideomycetes; Mycosphaerellales; Mycosphaerellaceae
Exons: 2
Coding region: 121-2862 (913 amino acids)
Biological process (GO): cellular response to heat
Cellular component (GO): cytosol; cytoplasm
Molecular function (GO): ATP binding; ATP hydrolysis activity
Source: RefSeq, a predicted model, not a curated record